Emiliania huxleyi CCMP1516 is the source of this 933-nucleotide messenger RNA. RefSeq lists its product as hypothetical. NCBI's taxonomy places the organism in Eukaryota, Haptophyta, Isochrysidales, Noelaerhabdaceae. Gene Ontology annotation, cellular component: membrane. Gene Ontology annotation, biological process: transmembrane transport. The record is from RefSeq and is a predicted model, not a curated record. Gene Ontology annotation, molecular function: transmembrane transporter activity. The transcript is spliced from 5 exons. The annotation marks the transcript as partial.
GCGCUCGACCCGGACCCGCGCCUGUGGCCCUCCGGGCGGGAGGCUUGGUUCUCCUUCCUCUGCAUCGUGCUCUGGAACUGCUGCGGGUACGACUCGGCAGGCAUGGUGGCGGCCGAAGUGCGCUCGCCUCGCUCCUCCUUCCCGCGCGCGCUGUGGGGCGCGCUCGCCCUCUGGCCGACGCUGCCGCACAGCUUUCUGUUGUCCACCACUCACCGCCGCACUUACCCGCUGCUCGGCGCGUCGCUGGGUGGAGGUGGGCUCGAGGCUGCGCUGACUGCCGCGUCGGCGGUCUCGAUGGCGGGUGUGCUCUUCACGAUCCUCUGCACCUCCUCGCGCGCGCUGCUGGCGAUGGCGACGCUGCGCAUGCUGCCGCCCGCGCUGGGCCGGCUCCACCCGCGCUUCGGCACGCCAGCGGCGGCCAUCUGCGCCAACGCGUCGCUGGCGACGCUCACCCUCCGCUUCGACGACGCGCUGCAGCUGUCGAUGCUCUUCUACUGCGGCUCGGCGGCGCUGCAGUGCGCCGCUUGCGCGCGGCUCCGCUCGAUGCACCCGCAGCUGCCGCGACCCUCGCUGCUGCUUCCCACGCCGCUGCUCGGGCUGCCGUGCGCUGUCGCGUGCCUCGUCCUCCUGCUCGCGCCGCGCCGCCUCCUCGCCACCGCCGCCGCCGUCCUGGCUGCUCUCGGCGGCGGGCAUGCCGCGCUGUCGGCGCUGACGGUGCGGUGUGCCGGCGACGCCUUCGCCGCCCGCGUGGAGCACGAGCUCGAGACGCGCCGCAGGCCGCUGCGCGCCACUGUCGACACACCUCGCUGCUCGCUGCCGCCGUUGCCGUGUGCGCAGCUGUCGCGCGGAGGCUCCACGGCUGCGGCCGGCGGCGGCGAGGAGGGCAGCAGAGGAGGCGACGACGGCGAGGUGCUGCCUGGGGUGUUGGGCUAG